AUCGACGCCUCUUUCUUCACAAAAUUAAAACAAAUCGGCUUCUUUCUUCAAUCACGUCCAUCUCCUCAAUCUCUCACUUUGAACGCUUGGAACCCUAGAUUUCGCCGGCGAUUCAACCCAGGUUCUCGCCGGGGAUUCCAACAUAGUUCGAGCCCUUACGCGAUUGCGAAGUACAUGGAGGACACGCACAAAUCUGUUCUGCCGGCCAAUUUCAGGAAGAUUCUAGGGCUCCAACUCAAAAAAUCUGUUGCGAAGGGGAAAUUAAACAAAAUCAAGGCCUCGUACAAGUUAUCCGAUGCCGGAAAGAAGGCGACGGCGACGAAGCCGGUUGUGAAGAAAGCUGCUGCACCUGCCACUAAAAAAUCGAAGGCGGUUGCUGUUGUGGGAACUAAGAGGAAGGCGGAGGUGGUGAAGAAGGUGGCGGCGAAGAAGCCUGUGAAGAAGGCGGCGACUCCGGUGAAGGCGAAGCAGCCUAAGAGCAUAAAAUCCCCUGCUGCUGAGAGGGCGAGGAGGGCUGUUGCUGUGUGAA
Messenger RNA from Salvia splendens (bonfire salvia), 529 nucleotides. Its product is annotated as histone H1. Gene Ontology annotation, biological process: nucleosome assembly. NCBI's taxonomy places the organism in Eukaryota, Viridiplantae, Streptophyta, Magnoliopsida, Lamiales, Lamiaceae. Gene Ontology annotation, molecular function: DNA binding. The transcript has a single exon. Gene Ontology annotation, cellular component: nucleosome. The record is from RefSeq and is a predicted model, not a curated record. The annotation marks the transcript as partial.